AUGGCCGUUUCCAAUGCCAGCAUCUGCUCAAGCGCCGCGUUCCAGGCACUAUCGGGCACGCGUCUCGGUGACAGUCCCAUUUUCAUGCGUGCUUUAAUACAGGGCGAUGAAGUCUGUAUUGAGUACCAGCUUGACGCUUCCAUCGCCAGUUCUGCUGCUUGGUUUGCCGUCGGACCGUCGCGUGACUCUCGCAUGGUCAGCAGUCCAGCAUCCAACGUCAUGAUGUUUUUCAGAAAUACUGGCACACCGACUUCCUAUUUGCUAGGUGGCUACACGAAUAGUGAUGUGACGGAAGAAAGCGUGGCAUCUUAUGUAGCUGGAACGGCAAGCACAACUGAUAUGAGCUUUAGCUUUCAGCGCACGCUCGCAGCCGCUUCGAGUUCGGACGUCGCUAUUUCACCUACAGCUGCGACGACAUAUAUCUGGGCUUAUGGCACGUCAUGGCCUAUUUCUUCUCAUCGAAGUGGAACGAAUGGUGCUGCUACUUUCAAUAUUGCUGCUGCCGCUACUGCAGGCUCAAGUGCAGCCAGUACGUCCAUUAGUUCGAGUGCGAACGCGCCGUGGUGUGACGAUAAGAAUUGUCCAGCUAUCGUCGGUGGCAUUGCUUUUGCCAUCAUGGCCUUGUGUGGUCUGUUGCUCACAGCGGGACUUAAAUCGUCGCCUGUCGGCAAGCUUCUAUUGCAUCGAACUAUAGUUCAUCCUCCCGUGAAAUUGACGACAAACAAGCCUUUGGCCAUGCCACAUACUAUGAUUUGGCAGACAUUGGCUGAUCUACACCUUGGUGAGCUCCUUGUGAUGCUUAUUUUUGUUGCUGCAUUGGUCGUACUUAUAGUAAUGCUGGAUGAUGAGAAUAAUUACGUCGUAUCGGGUCAAGUGAGUCUGUUGAUUCUGAUGUUUCUCAUUCUUCCGGUGGCUCGCAUACCUGUAUGGUCGGUUCUCUUUGGUAGCUCGUUUGAGCGUAUUGUCAAGUUUCACCGCUGGCUUGGUCUCGCAAUGACAAUUGCAGUGGUGAUCCACGUCAUACAAGCGAACGAUGUCGUCAGUCUCACACUUGACGAGAAAUAUGGUGAAGUCACGCCAUUAUACGGCUUUAUUGCCUUCAUUUGCUUUGUGGCCAUGUUUUUUCUCUCGAUCGAGUACAUUCGUCGCAUGUUUUUUGAAGUCUUCUAUUACGCGCAUCGUGUGCUAUCAAUUGUGGGUUUUGUCUUUGCGAUUCUUCACGCACCCAAAUUUAUUGGUCGUGCACUUAUCGUCCCACUUGGGCUAUACGCACUCGGAUUAUUGUAUCGCUGGAUGAGCGCCUUAACGGGUUCGUACAAUGCUUCCGUGUCCGUACACUCUGGUUCCAAUUCGACAACUCUCGUCCUGACUUCGUCUCCAAAAACUGGCAAAUUGGCUAUGAAGAUAAAUCCUGGCUCAUACUUCUUUGUGCGUCUCCCGGCUGUCUCGGCAAUUCAGUGGCAUCCAUUCUCUGCGGUCGUCACACCUGAUGGCAAUUCAAUUGGAUUUACUAUCAAAGCAAUGGGUAACGGCUCGUUUACACGCAAGCUUUUAGAAAAAGCGGGUACACAGUAUGAACUCAAAGCCAAUUUAUGUGGUCCUUUUGGCAAGAUGUCGCUGGAUCUGGAGCACUAUGAUGUGGUAGUACUAGUUGCAGGUGGCGUUGGGAUCACUCCAAUGAUGAGUCUGAUUAAUCAGACGCGUCUCUUUCCGAAAGCUACAAAUCCAUCGAAUAAGGCUUCCAAGACAACCGACUGGUUUGUGUUGUGGUCAGUACGCGAGGCAGAAGACAUUUUAAUGAUGGAGCAGUUUUUGCCAUCGAAUGCGCAGCUAGACUACGCAGCCGCAGUUAGUAUUCAGGACCCUAAUACAGCCAUUCUAGGCAACAAUGUGCCAACCCCGUUCAAUGUCAAUUGGAUGUUCCAUGUGUCAAAUGCCCGCAGUAAUGGAUUUGUCACGCGUGGGAAUGGUGAGACUGUGUCGUACCGAGGUGGCCAACCCAUUCUCGAUGAAUUGAUCAACACUAGUCGAUUUAAUGGACGAAGGGUAACAGUUGUAGCCUGUGGCCCACCGACCAUGACAGUCGAGGCACAGGGACUUGCUCGCAAUUGCGGCUUUGAUUUUCACAAGGAAGUGUUUAACUGGUAA
Plasmopara halstedii is the source of this 2148-nucleotide messenger RNA. RefSeq lists its product as uncharacterized. Gene Ontology annotation, cellular component: plasma membrane. The record is from RefSeq and is a predicted model, not a curated record. Lineage: Eukaryota; Oomycota; Peronosporomycetes; Peronosporales; Peronosporaceae. The coding region runs from base 1 to 2148 and encodes 715 amino acids. The transcript has a single exon. Gene Ontology annotation, molecular function: oxidoreductase activity.